UAAUGCAAGAAUUUUAAUCAUUAAAAAAACUCAUCGAACAAAAAAAAUAAUAGCUAAGCAAUUCAUUAACAAUUUAAGAAUAAAAGUAGAAGAUUGAAUAAGAAAGACAAAGAUUAUUGUAGGAAUAACGUGAAAGGGAAAGAGAAAAAGUAUUUUAUUAUUACAUUAAAAUUAGCAUGAAAAGUUAGUAAAGAAAUUGAAAAUGCAAGAUGAAUAUUAUAAAACAAAGGACAUUGAAAGAGUGAAAAUAAAAAGAUUGGAUUAAUAAUGUAUAAACUCUGAACGUGAUAAAAUUUAAUAGGAUGAAAUCUAAAUACCUCAGGAUCUUCCACCGAUUGAAAAAAAGGAAGUACAAAAAAGACUAAGAGAUUUGGGAGAACCUAUUACAUAUUUUGGUGAAAGUGAUUGGCAAAGAUAUAAAAGAUUGAUGCAAUUUGUUUAAGAAAAGAAAGAAAAUCAUCAAAGGGAAUUAGAAAUCAAAGUAUUAGAAGGAGAAGAUAAAGAGGAAAUCAAGGUGUUUGUUAAUAAAAUUAAGGAGAGAAAUCUAGAUCCAAAUACUGCACUUGUUCCUGUAUUCUAAUGUAAAGGAAAAGAAGAAAUUGAAUAACAAUUAUUGGAUGGAGUAUCACUAUUGACAAGAUGUGAAGAUGUUUAUUUAUGGUGUAAAAAAAUGUUGAGAGAAUGGAACAUAAAGUUGUUGGAUAAAUUUAAUACAGAAACACUAAAAAGAAGUUUAGAAGGUUCUUAAGCAUUUAAUUCUUAUAAAUAAACACUAGAUUAUAUAAAACCAUUAACAGAAUAAUUAUAGAAAGCUAAAAUGGUAUAGUCAAUUAAUGAAGAAAUCUUGAAUGCAUUAUAUCUUAUAAUAAGAUUUUGUGUAUAUAAAGAGUAUGUAAGAGCAUAUGAUAAAUAUUUGGAAUUAGCAAUUGGAAAUGCACCAUGGCGUAAAAAUAUAUUAUAAUAUAUUAGCUAUGGGUGUUACUAUGGUUGGUAUACAUGAAAGGACUGGAAGAUCAAAGAUAUCAAGUUCAUAAAUAGCUCAUAUUUUAAAUGAUGAAACUUAGAGAAAAUACAUACAAGCAAUAAAGAGAUUGAUUACAGUUUCAUAAAAGACUUAUCCAAGUAAUGAUCGUAGUAAAAUGGUCGAUUUUAGAACUGAGUAUGCUUGGUGAUAUGAAUAUAUUAAUCAAUAAUAUAAAUGUAUUGUAAAUAUAUUAAAUAAAAUUAAGAUAAUUUAUUACCAUGAUUUAAUAGCAAUAAGAAAUAGUAAUUGAACCACCUCUCUAUUUUGCUAAAGAUCAUUUAUUUGACUUAAAUUUUCAUCCUUUUUAAGAUGUUGUUUGUUGUGCAUAAGUGUCAGGAGUUGUGAAUAUGUAAUCAUUUUUAUCCACAAGUUAAGAUUGAAAUAUUCAUCUGAUGAUGUAGUAGAAAUAGCAGCAUUUACACACCAUUAAUAAUCUGCAAGAAUCAGUUAAUUCUUUAAAGAUGGUUAACACUUAAUAACAGCUAGCAAAGAUUGUUCAUUUGCUAUCUUAGAUAAUAAUGGUAAAAUGGUAUUACAUUAACUCAAAGCUCAUAAGUAUAAUAAUAAUCUAUUUAAAUAGACAUGCUAUAAAUGCUCUUAAAUAAUUGAAUGAUAGUAUUAUUGCUACAGGUGAUGAUACAGGAAAUAUUAAAAUAUGGGAUUUAAGAUAAAAUUAAUGUGUAUUUAAAGUAAAGGAAGCUGAAGAAGCUAUUUCUGGAAUUGAAAUAGAUUCAUCAAAUAAUUUAUUGCUUUCAUCAAGUUUAGAUGGUUAUUUAAGUGUUCAUGAUUUAAGAUUCUAAAGUACAAAUGAAAAAUGUUUAUAUGCAAAAAGUGAUUGUAUGGAAGAGGAAUUAACAGAUAUUUGUUUGGUCAAAAAUGGUUAAUUUGUUUGUAUAUCAACAAGUGAAGGUAAUUUAUUAUUAUUUAAAUGGGAUUAUUUUGGAGAUUUUAAAGAUAGAAUAAUUGGUCAUCCUAAUUCUAUUGAUUCAAUUGUAAAUUAUAAUAUUAUAUCAAUUAGUGUAAAAUAGAUGAACAUUCAAUAAUUACAGGUGGUGAAGAUGGUUUAGUAAGAGGAGUUUCUGUUUUCCCAAAUAUGAUAACAGGAAUAUUAGGUUAACAUGAAGAUAAUUCUUAUUUCCCUAUUACUAAAAUAGUUGUUGAUAGAACAUAAAAAAUUGCAGCUUCAUUGUCACAUGAUAGUUCAAUUAAAUUUUAUGAUAUUGCAGAUUUUGUCAAUAANCGAUUUCAGAACAGAAUAUACUUGGUGAUAUGA
Messenger RNA from Paramecium pentaurelia, 2297 nucleotides. The record is from the annotation of a GenBank genome assembly. NCBI's taxonomy places the organism in Eukaryota, Ciliophora, Oligohymenophorea, Peniculida, Parameciidae.